This is a messenger RNA of Paramecium sonneborni, 418 nucleotides long. The record is from the annotation of a GenBank genome assembly. Lineage: Eukaryota; Ciliophora; Oligohymenophorea; Peniculida; Parameciidae.
AAAUGAUUUUAGAGGGAUUUCAAUUUCUACUAUUUGUUCUCCAUUUAUUGCUAGGUUAAUUGAUUCCAAUUUUGAUGGCUGUGUUAGCUUAUGUAUCAAAAGACAAAGAAAAAAUGAGUAGAUGGUUAAUACAUUUUUUCCUAAUAAAUGUUUUGAAGCAUACUGUUUUUCAAGUUUCAUCAUUAUUUGGAUUUUGUAAUAAAAAUAAGUAACAAAUAAAAUAGAUGCUUUAAAUGAUACUUUAGGUAUAUGCAUUUUGAUAUUGCCAAUGUAUAUUUCAUUUGAAACAUUAGAAAAUUUAGUUGAGAACAUUUAUGUAAUUGAUUCUAAUAUCAAAUAGAAUAAUAUAUUUAGAUCCAAAAUAGAGUUUCUAAGAUAAAGGACAUAUGAAGGAUUAUAAAAAUUAAAUUUAUUAUGA